CGAACCCGCCUGCCAUUUUCAAAGAACGGACGGACACUUCACCAGGCAGCCUUGCCACCAUGGAAGUCACCAAGCUGUUGGCUACCUUUCUGUUUCUGCAGCUGUCUUUUGCAUUGCCAUUUCGUAACCGGAUCAUUGGAGGCGAGAUAUGUGCUGAGACUGGGCAUCCUUGGCUUGUGUGGAUCUAUGACUCCAACGGGCUCUACUGCUCAGGAGUAGUGGUCAGUAAUGACUGGGUUCUCACUGCUGCUCAUUGCUAUGUAAGCUCUGGAAUGCAGUUGAAGUUUGGACUACACAACAGAGAGGUGCCAAGAGAGGGAGAGCAGUUAAGAACCUGUGCAGAGGCCAAAUGCUAUCUGGAUAGCUCUGACUCCAACAACUGUGCAGAAGCCACCUUCAGAGACGAUAUCAUGUUGGUCAAACUGAAUGCCCCUGUUGACUACAAUGACAAUGUUCAACCUAUUAUCCUGCCCACUGCUGUGCCCGAAGAGGGAACAGAAUGCAAAGUGAUGGGCUGGGGCUCCACCACCAGUCCUGAAGAGACUUAUCCUCUUGUUCCUUACUGUGUUUGCAUUGAAAUACUCAACAAUGAUGUGUGUGAAGCUGCUUACCCUUGGUGGACAGCAAAUGAUAAAGUGCUUUGCGCUGGAGUUCUGGAUGGAGGCAAGGAUUCAUGUCGGCUACUUACUGAUAAUGAGUCCUGCCUGCUUGCUCCAUGA
Anolis sagrei ordinatus is the source of this 719-nucleotide messenger RNA. The record is from RefSeq and is a predicted model, not a curated record. Lineage: Eukaryota; Metazoa; Chordata; Lepidosauria; Squamata; Anolidae.